Molecule: messenger RNA, 6778 nt
Organism: Pseudomyrmex gracilis
Lineage: Eukaryota; Metazoa; Arthropoda; Insecta; Hymenoptera; Formicidae
Gene: Nedd4
Product: E3 ubiquitin-protein ligase Nedd-4
Exons: 16
Coding region: 786-3407 (873 amino acids)
Biological process (GO): regulation of dendrite morphogenesis; ubiquitin-dependent protein catabolic process
Molecular function (GO): ubiquitin protein ligase activity; sodium channel inhibitor activity; protein binding
Source: RefSeq, a predicted model, not a curated record
AUCACACGACCAUGAUAUACAAGAAUUGUCUUAUCUGAACCUUCAGUUUCUCUCUCCGUUUUAGUUAUCGAGUGCGAGUCCUAUGAACAACACGAACGAUAUAUCGAUGAGUUUUUUCUCCACAGAAAAAAUUGUGAUAUAUUAUAUUUAUUUGCGCGUGACGUAAAGAUCGAUGCUGCAAUGUGACUUUUUAAAUAGUGGCAUAAAAGUGUGAAUUUUCGAGUAGCAAGUCGCACUCAGCGAUUAUACGGAGGUUUUAUUUCGACUUUUUUUAAUGAAGUGAAGAAUAGGAGUGUACAAGCACACCGCAUACUGAAUACGUUACAAAGCAAGUAAAAUGUGUAUGGACAAGUUUUUGGGGAACAUUCUGUACAAGCAACCGAGUUUUGUUAAUCUUUACUAUACUCAAACGCAAAUAUCUUGUUUAUAAGAUUUACAUACAUACGUGAAACUAACGUGAAGAGAAACGCUUAUAGUGGCACGUAUGUAAUAAAUAGGAGGUGAAAAUAUAUCUCCGUAAAGAUCAUGCUCUAGAAAAGAAAACAAGCUUUGAAAUACUAAUUUAUAAUAUUUGCGUGCAAGCGCAGAAAAAACGCAUGCGAAACAAUAUAAAAACCAGAAGUUUUUAAAAUAAAUUUUAAAAACAAAAAAUUAAAAACGUAUUAAAACUGAAAAGCUAUAAUAUACAGAGAGAGAGUGCGUCGAUAAAUCUAAUCUCUCAGUAAUAGUAUCAGUGAAAAGAGAUAUUGAAAAAGAACAAAAAAAAAAAGAAAAAAAAAACAAAAAUGCCAGGAACUUUGACAUAUCCAAUCUACGCUGGUGUCGAACCACCACCUCUUCGAAGACGCGCUUACACCUGGAAUGCUCAACAUUAUUCUGCAUCACGUGUGGCGGAAAUGGAUGCGCAAUUUGGACGAUUAUCCUUAUCGGAACCCGCUAGGGAUGAAGCAACAAGCAAGUUGAGACUAAAGAUAAUCGCUGGGCACCAUUUAGCUAAGAAAGAUAUUUUUGGUGCAAGCGAUCCUUAUGUGCGGAUUGAUUUAAAUACAAUAAACGGAGAUCAGACAGUGGAUUCUGCGCUUACAAGAACCAAAAAGAAAACACUGAAUCCUGUUUGGGAGGAAGAAUUUAUAUUCAGGGUUAAACCAGUGGAACACAAAUUGGUCUUACAGGUUUUUGAUGAAAAUAGAUUGACAAGGGAUGAUUUUCUUGGUAUGGUGGAAUUAACACUGCUUAACCUACCAAAAGAACAGGAGCAUCGUGUUAUUCCUUCUAGACAUUAUGUACUUCGUCCACGUAGUAAUCAUUCCAGUCAGCGAUCGCGAGUUAAGGGAACGUUGGAAUUGUAUCAUGCAUUUAUGAGUGACUCACCUAAUAUCGAAAACGACAACAAUGAUAUAUCCGAUUCAGGCGGAUGGGAAUUGGUACAGCCAGAAAAUAAUAGUCCAGUGGAACAAGCUGCAGAUAUUACUGUGGUUAAUAGGCCAUUGCCACCAGGAUGGGAAGAGAGACAAGAUGCAAAUGGACGUACAUAUUAUGUUAAUCAUAUACACCGUUUUACACAGUGGGAGCGGCCAGAACCAGAUACAACAACAACGAGUGGAGUAGGUGAACAACGUAAUUUGGAUACAGCAGCUACUGAGUUUCAGCGACGGUUUCAUAUAAGUGCGGAUGAUGAAAAUAGGCAUAGAAAUUCGGUAGUAAAUCAGGACGGUGAGGUUCUGCGCGAGGACGAUGAAGAUUCGGAAGCAAGAGAUUGUGAGGGUGGGGAACAUAGGGGAGGGGGUAUUGGGGAUACUUCUUCAGACUCCGGACAUUCGGUUGAUCAACGUGGCUACGUUAGCGAAUCUGAGGAAUCUCAGGUUGACGACAACGUUGAUAGUCCAGCUAAUUCGAGACGAUCGUCGGAGGCUGAAAGUCCUAGACCAACUCUACCCGUGUCUAGUGACGAAGGAUUGCCUCCUGGUUGGGGUAUGCAAGUAGCGCCGAAUGGUAGAGUAUUUUUUAUUAACCACAAUGAAAGAGCGACAACUUGGGUCGAUCCCAGAACCGGAAGACCGAGUUCUAUGCCAAAUCCUGUCGCACCGUCGACAACGCCAAGAGGCGAUUUGGAUCAGUUAGGACCGCUUCCGGAAGGAUGGGAAGAGAGAGUGCACACCGAUGGACGAAUCUUCUUCAUAGAUCAUAAUACGAGAACAACGCAAUGGGAAGACCCACGCAUGUCCAAUCCUCAAAUUGCUGGCCCGGCUGUACCAUAUUCCAGAGACUAUAAGCGUAAAUAUGAAUAUCUGAAGUCGCAACUAAGAAAGCCUAAUAACGUUCCUAAUAAGUUCGAGAUAAAAGUAACACGGAACAAUAUUUUAGAAGAUUCGUACCGUAUUAUAAGUUCUGUUAACAGAGUUGAUAUUUUAAAAACGAAACUGUGGGUAGAAUUCGAGGGUGAAGUAGGCUUAGAUUAUGGUGGUCUUGCCAGAGAAUGGUUCUUCUUAUUAUCGAAGGAAAUGUUCAAUCCAUAUUACGGACUUUUCGAGUAUUCCGCAACUGACAAUUAUACACUCCAAAUUAAUCCUUGUUCUGGUGUAUGCAAUGAGGAACAUUUGAACUAUUUUAAAUUUAUUGGACGUAUAGCAGGAAUGGCUGUUUAUCACGGUAAACUUUUGGAUGCUUUCUUUAUCCGACCGUUUUACAAGAUGAUGUUAGGCAAGUCAAUUGAUCUAAAAGAUAUGGAGAGCGUUGAUUCUGAAUACUAUAACUCCCUUCUGUGGAUCAAGGAAAAUGAUCCUAGCGAGUUAGAACUUACUUUCUGUCUCGACGAGGAAAGUUUUGGCCAUACGUCCCAAAGAGAAUUAAAGCCAGAUGGUGCUAAUAUUCCUUUAACUGACGAAAAUAAGGAUGAAUAUAUAAGUCUGGUUAUUCAAUGGCGGUUUGUAUCUCGAGUGCAGGAACAGAUGAACGCCUUCUUGGAGGGAUUCAAUGCUCUUAUACCACCGACAUUGGUGAAGAUAUUCGAUGAACACGAACUCGAGUUAUUGAUGUGUGGUAUACAGCAUAUUGACGUGAAAGACUGGAAACAAAAUACCUUGUAUAAAGGGGACUAUCAUGCAAACCACAUUGUCGUGCAAUGGUUCUGGAGAGUUGUUCUUUCAUUCAGCAACGAAAUGCGUUCUAGAUUAUUACAGUUUGUGACUGGCACAUCACGUGUCCCAAUGAACGGAUUCAAAGAACUCUACGGGAGUAACGGACCGCAAUUAUUCACAAUUGAAAGGUGGGGUACACCAGAGAAUUAUCCAAGAGCUCAUACUUGCUUUAAUCGUAUUGACCUUCCUCCGUAUAAAAGUUAUCAACAACUCAGGGAUAAGUUAAUUAAAGCGAUUGAAGGUUCUCAGGGCUUUGCUGGAGUCGAUUAGCACGAAAUAUCUUUAUCGCGUCUACUUCCUGGAAAAACCGGAAAUUCCCAGGGAAUUUUAUCAGGACUCAAGAAAUUUUUAAUACAUUUGUCUUUUCAAGGUUGUCAUCGUUAAAUAGCAAGAAAUAAAUUGAGUUAAGUUUUCUUCUUAUGUUUUUCACAUUUAACACUUGGAAGCUUGAUCAAGGCUUUUAACCUUUCUUUUUCGUGUUCACGCGAAUGCAAAUAUAUACGAGACUUGAUAUAUUAUAAGAAACAAUAAAUAGCGCAUAUUUUAAAUCUGCAUAUUUAUAUGCUCCAAUUUCGCCUAAAGCGGGAAACCUCUUGAACGAAGAGAAUAAUCAAAAGAAAUUCUCUGGGAACUUUUUUCUAAGGAUUAAGUAGACACCCUGUGUUUAUUUACACACACAUAUAUAUAGCAUAUAUGAUAUGAUAUUUGUAAUAUAUUGUAUAUAUUACAUGCAUAUACCCAUAGAAGAUAUGAGGAAAAAUUAUAUAUCAACAAAUUUAUGUAUGAACAUUUAAAAAUGUUCUACACUUUAAUGCUUCAGUUGUCUCUUAUUUAAUCACGAGUGGUAACAUGAAAUCAAGCAACUUGGAAACAAUAUGUUAAAAGUUAAACUAAUUGUUUAAUUUUUCUUAAGUAACUUGAGUAAGUUUUGUGUCUUUCAGCACGCUAUAUAUAUAUAUACACCUUUACAAAAUAAAUUAAAAUGAGAAAAAUAUCUGUAUAACAUUAAAAUGUCACUAUAACUUGCGAUUAGAUAAUAGAUAUUAACUAAUUCGUUAUUAAACUAGGGCUUCCAAGAUAAUGUUAAAAAAUAUUAUCACAAAAAUCCAAGUUUCUCGCACACAUCUUGGGAUCCAAUCCAAAUAUGUUGAAUUAGCAAUUUGUUUACUUUUUGUUGUCAUCGAGACGUUUAUUAUCUCUGAUAUUUAUGAGAUAAACAACACGUCUUGUGGCUAGAAUUUUGACAUAAUUUUUGCGAUGUGGAUUCAACAUUCUGUUGUUUGAACGAAUAAUUCGAAUAUUUUGUAACGUCGCAAUUAUCCGCUAUUCAGAUAUUCAGAAACUCUCUGAUAGCGUUAGAUUCGAACCGAUCUUGGAGCCCUACUUUAAUAUAAUACAUCUCGUAGUUUUGCAAAUUUGAAAUUUCCUUGAGAGAAGUAGUUCUUCUUGACUCGACUGUUAUAACAUUAUAACGUUAUACUAUCGAUUUAUAAUUGUGAUUUAUUGAUUCUUAUUGUUGGAAUAAUAUUCACAUUUAAAUAAGGAAUAUAAAUCGCAGAAAUAUGGUUGUACAUAGUGAACUUUUGAAGGACGUAUAUUUCUUACUAUUGUAUUAUAAUUGUGCGAAAAGAAAAACAAUUGUUUUUCAAAGAACGACUUUUGGUUAGAAACUAUUUUGUGCGAUUUUUUUUUAAGUACCGUUUAUUCGGUUUUAAACUUAUAUUACGUGAAUACUACGAGAAGUGAUAAAAAAAACUUCAAUUGUUUUAUGAAAAUAGUGCAUAAAGUUAUCAUAUUUUUUUUAUUGUUUACAUAUGUGAUAAAGUGUUGAAUAUGCUUUAUAAUUGCAAAUAAAAGUUUUCGAUAUUAUGACUUUUUACGGCAUUACACAAAAAAAUUCUAUUCUUCUUAUCAAAUUUAACAUUACGUACAAACGUUUUUCUUUUUCACUUAUAAUAUUUGUGCAAAACUUAUGUAUCUUUUGUCUGAACAAACAGAAUAUUUGUCACAUAUUUUACAUGCACAUAUCUUUAAAUUCACUUCGCUCUGUAUGUUGUUUCCUGGUUGUUGUUUUGUUUUUAUUAAGCUUUUAUGAUUAUUAAAUUGUACGAAUUAAACGCGUAUAGAGAUUGUGUUUUGUUCGAGAGUUAUAUUUCUAUAAUAUACAAGGAAGAAGAAUAUAAAAUCGAGGUUUUGUUAUGAUAUUAGAAGAAAAGGCAAGAAACAAUAGAAAAUUAAGAAUAAAAUAAAAACCUACUCUCUCACUCUCUCUCUCUCUCUCUUUCUCUCUCUCUCUCUCUCUUUCUCUCUUCUCUUCUUCUGUGUGUAAAGAGAGAAAAAGCUUUAAAACGAUCUAAAUAAGAGCAAAUCAUACCGAUUUGUUUGUUCUUAUUUAGAUCACUCUUGUUUUGUUCAUACUAAGAUAGAUUUUGUAUUAAAUAUAAUUGUAGACAAAUAAUCCACGUUUUAUCAUAUUAAUAUACGAGGUAAACAAAUGCAGGAUUUUAAGUUCACUAGUCAAGUUGUUAACAAAACCACUUGAAAUGAAUAUAUUGAUAAACCAACGAAUUAAAUUAAUUGGUUACAAGUUAAAUUAUCUCCUUGCUUAUUCUUCUAAUUUAAUAAUGAUUUAAAAAUAUAUGUUAUGCUCAGGUAGAAUAAUUGUAUACAAGUUCAGUAUAUCAAAUAUGAAAAACAAGUUGAUUAAAAAGUGUUCCCAGGAAACUGAUAUUAUUUCUGAUAAUAAUAAUAAUAAUCAUCAUCAUCAUUUUGUCAGUAUUUUUCUGCGAUAGCAUUAGAGUCUCGAAAAAUAAUAUAAUCAUUGCUACUUGUUAACCAACGAUAUGAGUGACGUUGAACACACGAAUGUAUCUUGUAUCGUAACAUGAUUAUCAUGGAAUUAUUGACAUGCGUUUUUAAGGAUACAGAAUUGAUAUAAACAUUCCAUCCUAUUUGUACAGUUGGUUUUAUUUUAGACAGAUACGUCCCAGUAGGUGAUACACAACGUUGUUAUGGCAGAAGUUUUGUGGCCUUAAAUUCUGGUUAGGUGUAAUAUGUAUAAGCUUACAUUUAAUAUCAGUACUUCUUCUAUAGCUUGGAAACUUAGUUCAGCGUAAUACACGUUACGAGAUGCAAGUUGAAGCAAAAUUCAAGUAUUCAAUAUUUGCGAUCCAGUUUUUAUAAACUUACAGAAUAAAAAUUGGAUGUAUGAAGGAAAAUUUAUGCGUGUAACACACACACACACAUACACGGUGUGGCGCGUUCUAGAAGUGGUCUUUCAGAAAUUCUUUCCCUCGUAACUAGAGCGUUUUUUUGAUUUCUAUUUUUUCAAUUAAUUUUAUGUGUUUAAAUUUUAUGCGUAAUUUUACAUGUUUAUUACCGUUAACGUACGUCAAAUCAAAUUCAUGAUUUACAAAUAGAGAAUAAAGUUAUAAUAAAUAAAAAAAACAAUUGACUUAUGGAAUAUUGUCACAGUGCAAUUGAUAAUAGUGCGAGAUAUUCAUGAAUAUUUGUACACAAUUAAAUAUAUAUACGUGCGGAUAACAAUUUAAUGUAUUACAUUGUUUUACAGAAAAGUUCUACAAGUAUAAAAAAAAUAAACUUUUUUUUACUAUACAGCAAUAUAACCAUGUUUACAUGUA